Messenger RNA from Parastagonospora nodorum SN15, 1797 nucleotides. RefSeq lists its product as hypothetical. Bases 1 to 1797 code for a protein of 598 amino acids. The transcript has 5 exons. Gene Ontology annotation, molecular function: oxidoreductase activity, acting on paired donors, with incorporation or reduction of molecular oxygen; heme binding; iron ion binding. The record is from RefSeq and is a predicted model, not a curated record. NCBI's taxonomy places the organism in Eukaryota, Fungi, Ascomycota, Dothideomycetes, Pleosporales, Phaeosphaeriaceae.
AUGGCGUUUCCAGGAGUUCGGAGGGGCUUGGGGGAGUUGAUUGGUCUUCGGAAAUCGGAUGCGUGGUACAGUACCGAAGACCCACGCUUCGGUCUCACAUGCAGGAUCACUGCAUCAACCCGAAAGCUAGCGAGCUGUACUUCGCCCUGGCAGUAUGCAGAUAUCAUUCAAUUCAUUGCCUCAACUACCAUUACAACAAUCAUGCUGGAAUCAUUGAUCGAACAAUGGCAAAUAAUGCGCCAAGCUUUCGCCCCCAUGAGGUUGUCUCGAUGGCAGCUAGUCAAGUUAUUGGCUGCUCAAAUACAUCGCGAUAACCCAGUUGCAGCUAAAAUAGCUGCCCUACUAUUUGUUGCCGGGUUGUUCUGGGCAGUAUCAGUCUUGACCCGACCUAAACGACUGGACAAGAAGCUUGGCCUUCCUCUAAUCGGAGGAUCGAGGACUCUGAAAAAGGAUUUUGCAACUGUGAUCGAACGCGGAAGACAAAUGUACCCAGAUCAGCCAUUCAUUGUCAAUUCAUCGGGCAAACCAUUCGUUGUAUACCCUCCCAGCAACUUUGACGAGAUCAAGCGUCUCAGCGAGGAAGAGGCCAGCGCGCAGGAUUUCUUUUAUGAUGCUACACACGGGUAUUGGACAAGUGUGGGCACCGAAACACCAGCGCUGUGGAAGACGAUUGGAAUCGACUUGGCUCGCGCAGGGGCACCGGUCGUGAGCACGAAACAAAAGGAUGCGCGGACGGCUUUUGACCGAUACGUUGGCUAUUGUCCGGAUGAAAAAUCCUUCAAUGUCUUCGAUGUGAUGAUGAAGGUCGUUGCGUUGACCAAUGGAGCCUCUUUCGUAGGCCGCGAGGUUGCUGGUGGACGCUGGCACGAGCUAGUCGCCCAGUUGCCCAUGACUGUGUAUUUCGCCGUCAUUUUUCUGACCUGGACUCCUCGUCUGUUCCGACCAUUCUUGGAACCACUCUUCUUCCUGCCCCACUUUAAAGUACAACGCGACAUGCGUCGUAUCCUGGAGCCAAUCAUAAAGCAAGACCUGGAUGAAUGGAGCAAGACUGACGACAAGAAGGAGCAGCUCAAGGUAAAAGAGGGACAAAGACUUCCGUACCACAAGUGGCUCAUCUCGCGCUAUGGUCCUGGAGAAGCCACUCCACGCCAGCUGGCCACCGAUCAAAUCGUCACCGCGUUUGAAUCCACGAUAAGUACCGCUCUUACUAUUUAUUAUAUCUUAUUUCAGCUCGCCUCGCGGCCUGAACUCCAGGACGAAUUGCGCCAGGAGAUUGCAGACAAUACAACCGACGGUCAACUGCCCUCCACAAGCCUCACUGAGCUGCGCAAAAUGGACAGCGUCAUGCGGGAGUCCUUCCGUGUCAAUCCAUUUGCACUAUUCUCACUCUACCGCAUCACUCGCAAGCCCCUGCAGCUCUCUACAGGUCCCAAGCUGCCCGCGGGCACCAUCUUCUGCGUCGAUGUGCACCACAUAAACAACUCGUCUGCACUCUUUCCCGCGCCCACGCGCUACGACCCGCACCGCUUCUUGAACAAGCGCGAACAGCCUGGUGCUGAGCAUCGCCACCAGUUCGUUUCGACAGGGCCCAUGGAUCCGAACUUUGGCGACGGAACACAGGCGUGUCCUGGACGUUUCUGGGCGAACAAUACUAUCAAAGUGUGCUUGGUGCAUGUGUUGACGAGGUAUCGGCUGAAGUUGAAGGAAGGGCAUACUAGGCCACAGCCUGUGUGCAUGCCGAACGGGAGUUGGGUGCCUGAUCUCAAAGCAGAAGUAAUAUUCCAGAGCUUAGAUUAG